Molecule: messenger RNA, 819 nt
Organism: Rotaria sordida
Lineage: Eukaryota; Metazoa; Rotifera; Eurotatoria; Philodinida; Philodinidae
Source: the annotation of a GenBank genome assembly
AUGUUCAAUAUAAACAAUGAUUGUCAACAAAAAUUAAUUAAACUGAAUGACAAAUAUGUUCAACAAGUGUGCCUGCCGUCACAAACAUUCUCAUCAAUUAAUGAUAAUGAUAAUUGUUUUUCUGCAUCAGCACUAACAAUAAAUUCAUCAUCUUCUCAUGAUGGUAUUCAAUUAUCAACAGCAUAUACAAUUAAACCAAAACGUCAUCGAACUCAUUUUACAUCAACACAAUUGAAUGAACUAGAAAAAUCAUUUAGUAAAACUCAUUAUCCAGAUAAUUUUAUGCGUGAAGAAUUAGCUGUACGAAUUAGUUUAACAGAAUCUCGAGUUCAGGUUUGGUUUCAAAAUCGUCGUGCAAAAUGGAAAAAGUGCAAGAAAACUACUAACUUCUAUCGACAAUAUUAUCAAUCGCAUUAUCCUCAAUUAUUAAGUUCAUAUGGAUAUUUAAUAAAUACAUCAAUCAAUAGACAACCUUUGUUAACAACAUUACCACAAACAGAUCAUUAUCAUCAUCCUCAAGUGAAAUGGCCAACAAAUAAUAAUAAUAAUAAUAAUUUGAAUCAAUUCUCUUUUUCAUCGAUAGAUUUUCCACAGAUGGAUCAAAUAUGUUCAUUACAUUUUUAUUCAUCAAGCGCAACGACUGAUUAUAUUUGUAUGCCACCAUCUUCUUCUUCACUUUUUUCUACACCAUUACCAACACUAAUUAAUAUCGAUCCGAUUAAUUCAUCUUCUUCGUCAUCAUCCUAUAAUUUACUAUUUCCUUCGGUAUGUGCGACAAUUUCUAAGCAUAUAUUAGGAAAUGGUGAUGAAGAUAUUUGA